Molecule: messenger RNA, 1867 nt
Organism: Dendronephthya gigantea
Lineage: Eukaryota; Metazoa; Cnidaria; Anthozoa; Malacalcyonacea; Nephtheidae
Product: RNA N6-adenosine-methyltransferase mettl16-like
Exons: 6
Coding region: 50-1798 (582 amino acids)
Biological process (GO): rRNA base methylation
Cellular component (GO): nucleus
Molecular function (GO): 23S rRNA (adenine(1618)-N(6))-methyltransferase activity
Source: RefSeq, a predicted model, not a curated record
UAUAGUUUGAAGUACAUUUGAGUAAACUUCAACUAAAUCUUUUAAAAUAAUGCAUCCCAGAAACAAAUAUUGCAAUAAUCCUGCAAACUUUGGAAAACUAGGGGAAAAAUAUCCUGAAUUUCGCAAGUAUUUAGUGCCAACAUCGAGUGGAUAUACAAUAAAUUUCAAAGAUCCAAAAGCUUUGCGUGAACUUACAGUUUGUCUUCUUCAUCAUGAUUUUGGAUUGACGGUUGAGUUGCCUCUUGAUAGACUUAUACCAACUAUCACAUUAAGAUUGAACUAUAUUCAUUGGAUUGAAGAUUUACUUCAAAUGUUACCAAAGAAUGAUCAGACACAGAUUACAGGAAUUGACAUUGGCACUGGUUCGUCCUGUGUUUAUCCUCUUCUUGGAGCGAAGAUUAAUAAUUGGAAAUUCUGCGCUUCGGAAGUUGAUGAAAUAUCGUAUCGUUUCGCAAUCGAGAAUGUGAAAAGAAAUCAUUUUGAGGAAACUAUACGAGUACAUCUCGUGACGCCAGACGUAAUCUUGGUGGACUUGUUGAAGGAGGGCGAGCAGUAUGACUUUACUAUGUGCAAUCCACCAUUCUUCGCCGAUAAGUCGGAAACAGUCGGGAGCUCGAGAACUGGCGAUCGUCCCCGACCGAGCUCUGUAUGCACAGGUUCAGAGUCUGAGACAGUGACUUCGGGUGGGGAAGUGACGUUUGUUGGGAGAAUGAUUGAAGACAGUUUAAGACUGGGGUCUAGAGUUAAAUGGUUUACGUCAAUGUUAGGGAAAAAAUCAAGUUUAGCUUCCGUUUUAACAAAGCUAAAACAAAAUAAAAUUUCCAAUAUUAUCACCACAGAGUUCUGUCAAGGCAAGACAAUGAGAUGGGGAGUUGCAUGGACGUUUUUAUCGGAUGUUCUGACGCAGGAUACGCCAAAAAAAAGACGUAAAAAUAAACCACUGGAGUUUACAUUUUCUUCGACGUCGUUUUGUUCAAAGGAGUCACUUUCUGGGACAAUGAAUAUCAAUCAAUACAUCAAUAAAAUUUCGAAAAUAUUUAAAGAAAUCCUUAACGAUCUUCAGGUACAGGUUUUGUCUGAAAGUUCAUCAGAUGAAAGAAAGAUGAAGUUAUCGAGACUUCACUGUUGUGCCACUCAUAAUACCUGGGCCAACCAGAGACGUAAACGACGUGAAGCGGCUGGGAAACUGAAAACUAGUAAACAACUUUCAACCAAUGGCACUUCAGAAGAUGAACAAUCAAAAAAUCCACCAAGAACGUCAGAGAUUAGCCUUGAAGAAUUAGUUACAUCAGAUCAAGAUACAGUUUCCAUAGUCAAUGAAACAGUCCAGAAAUUUCCUGCAGAAUCGUCAUCUGUUUCGACAGGCGGGGUCCAUGAUGGAGAUCAGAGUUCAAGUGAUGUUAUCGCUGGGAAAUGUUCGGUCACCCUGAUGACGAAUACUAGAGCGAAACAUCCAGCUACUCCUGAAGAAGAAACACAAAAUAAUGACAACAUAAACGACAACGAUUAUGUAACAGAACCUGAUCAUAUUGGCGUCAAAGUUUCUUCAACUGGAAAUAAACGAAGACACUCGUCUUCUUCUGAUAUUACAAAACGCAAGUUCUUAAAAUCAGACGAUACGGAAGAGAGUAAACAAGUGUUGAUUGAGUUCACCUUGUCUCUUGGAACUAAAUGCAAUGAUCUUGUGGAAGAUGAUGUUUUACCUGAAAUGUUUUUACAAAUGGAAUGGAUUGACGGACAAGAUCGGAAUUGCAUGUACCAGUUGUUUCAGUAUUUUAAAAAUCGUUUUAGCUCCUAAGACUUUUCAGAAAAGAGAGAUUAGUCAGGUGAAUUUUGACGUGAACUACAGGAUUUUUAAAAGAGCCUU